AUGGAGUUCGAUCAUCCAAAAUCAGCAAAAUGUACAAAAAGUGAACUUGAUAUAUUUUUCGUACCCCCAACGCAAACCAGUUUGGAAAAGGGGCAAUGGAUAGACCAUCCACCUGUCUCCAGUGUAUCUGAAAGCGGUCCGAUUAUCUUUUUAGCGCCAGGUACAGAAGAUUAUGUUGACUUGUCUAACACAAUGUUGAUGGUCAGAGCAAAAGUAACAAAAGCUGACGGGGGAAAUCUCGACGAUGGCGCUAAACUGACAGCUGCGUUGUUUUACAAGGAGGACGAAGCUUCAAAAAUGGAGGUUGCCGACCCAGCAAACGCCAGUCCAAACAAAGGCUUGAAAACACGAAGUACGUUUACUGCGAGAAGUGCAAUUGUCGAAAUGGGAGGCCCUAUAUUUUGUAAUGUUUUCUUCGGUGAACGCCUCCUGCUUAGCUAUGAUGAUUUGAAAGUGGUAUUGAACCGUACCAGUGAUGAGUUUGCCCUAAUGGCAUCCGAGGACGAUGCAGUCUUUAAAGUGAAACUGGUGGAUGUUUAUCUAAAAGUUCACAAAGUUAAAGUGAAUCCUAGUAGAGCUAUGUCUAACGAAGUUGCACUGAAAGAAAGUCCAGCCGUUUACCCUGUAAGGCGUGUGGACUGCAAAAGUUUCAUCAUUCCAUCAGGAAACCCAUCGUUGCAAAAAGAUAACCUUUUCAACGGUUUGGUACCAAAAUCACUUGUCGUUGGUCUUGUUGCAAGUGCUGCAUUCAAUGGUGCUUAUAAAUUAAACCCAUUCAAUUUCCAGCAUUUCAGCGUUUCCAGGGGCGGAUCUAGACUUUCAACACUUCAACUGUGGUAA
This is a messenger RNA of Xenia sp. Carnegie-2017, 840 nucleotides long. RefSeq lists its product as uncharacterized. Bases 1 to 840 code for a protein of 279 amino acids. NCBI's taxonomy places the organism in Eukaryota, Metazoa, Cnidaria, Anthozoa, Malacalcyonacea, Xeniidae. Gene Ontology annotation, biological process: deoxyribonucleotide biosynthetic process. Gene Ontology annotation, molecular function: ribonucleoside-diphosphate reductase activity, thioredoxin disulfide as acceptor. The transcript is spliced from 3 exons. The record is from RefSeq and is a predicted model, not a curated record. Gene Ontology annotation, cellular component: cytosol.